AGUCUGAUUAAAGAAGAAUUUUAAAAUAUAUGGUAUUAAUAAAUGAAUGAGGUUUUAAAUUUUGUGGUUUGACCGUGGGUAAUUCUGGGGACAUAAUGGUUGAUUUAGCAGAAAGUGUGGAUUGUGGAACACGUAAGAGAGUAGAAUGCGGAGGUGAAUGGCAUUGGCACUUCUUAAGUAGAGCUUAACGGACGCCUAUUAUUCCAUAAAUUACCCUUAAUCCUCGACCUCUUUGUAUUUCAAGUAACUAAAUCCAAACCAAAUCAAAUCUCGUUUCCAUUCCAUUCCAAAAUUAAACCAAACAAACAUUCGUUGAGAAAAUGUCGUGGCAAACAUACGUAGAUGAGCAUUUGAUGUGUGACAUCGAAGGCCAGCACCUCACUGCAGCUGCUAUCAUUGGCCUUGACGGUAGUGUCUGGGCUCAGAGCUCUUCCUUUCCUAAGUGCAAGCCUGACGAAAUCACAAAUAUCAACAAAGAUUUCGAGAACCCAGGUCACCUUGCUCCGACUGGGUUAUUUCUAGGGGAGACAAAGUACAUGGUAAUCCAGGGAGAACCCGGAGCUGUCAUUCGUGGAAAGAAGGGAUCUGGAGGAGUCACCAUUAAGAAGACAGGUCAAGCUCUGGUUUUUGGGAUCUAUGAAGAGCCUGUGACCCCGGGGCAGUGCAACAUGAUUGUGGAAAGGUUGGGAGAUUACCUCAUUGAUCAGGGUCUCUAGACAUUGCGCUAUCAGUCAAUUAUUCUAGCAUUUCUUUUCAGAUUACCCUUUUUUUCCUUUCAAAUUUUAUGGACUUUGUGGUUCCAAGUUUGCAUCUUCUCUUUAAAAGCCUAGGUUUGAUGAUGCAGAGAAAAACCAUGUCAGGGCUAAAUGAUUGUUUGGUGUUUGGUUGUCUUGUUUUUGAGUUGAAUUUACCUCUGAUUAUGAAAUAUUUUUUAAAAUA
Molecule: messenger RNA, 939 nt
Organism: Mangifera indica (mango)
Lineage: Eukaryota; Viridiplantae; Streptophyta; Magnoliopsida; Sapindales; Anacardiaceae
Product: profilin-A-like
Exons: 3
Coding region: 321-716 (131 amino acids)
Cellular component (GO): cell cortex
Molecular function (GO): actin monomer binding
Source: RefSeq, a predicted model, not a curated record